UGGGGUCCCAGGGCCGCCCAUGCAGCAUCCCUGCGCCCCGCCGACCCCGAGUGGAUGGUAAACCUCUAAACCGGCUCCGCUGCGGAGAGCCAUGAGCUGUCUGGAUGUUAUGUACCAAGUCUACGGUCCUCACCAGCCUUACUUCGCCACCGCCUACACGCCCUACCACCAGAAACUAGCUUAUUACUCCAAAAUGCAGGAGGCUCAAGAGUGCAACGCCAGCCCAAGUAACAGCAGCGGCAGCGGCAGCUCCUCUUUUUCCAGCCAGACUCCCGCCAGUAUAAAGGAGGAAGAAGGCAGCCCGGAGAAAGAGCGCCCACCAGAGGCGGAGUACAUCAACUCCCGCUGCGUCCUGUUCACCUACUUCCAGGGGGACAUCAGCUCCGUGGUGGACGAACACUUCAGCAGGGCCCUGAGCCAGCCUAGCAGCUACUCGCCAAGCUGUACAAGCAGCAAAGCCCCGAGGAGCUCUGGGCCCUGGCGGGACGGCUCCUACCCGAUGAGCCAGCGCAGCUUCCCCGCCUCCUUCUGGAACAGCGCGUAC
Messenger RNA from Myotis brandtii (Brandt's bat), 544 nucleotides. It is a transcript of the gene VGLL2, whose product is annotated as vestigial-like family member 2. The annotation marks the transcript as partial. Gene Ontology annotation, biological process: regulation of transcription by RNA polymerase II. NCBI's taxonomy places the organism in Eukaryota, Metazoa, Chordata, Mammalia, Chiroptera, Vespertilionidae. Gene Ontology annotation, cellular component: nucleus. The transcript has 3 exons. The record is from RefSeq and is a predicted model, not a curated record.